This is a messenger RNA of Ipomoea nil (Japanese morning glory), 3835 nucleotides long. Its product is annotated as sister-chromatid cohesion protein 3. The transcript is spliced from 21 exons. Bases 221 to 3532 code for a protein of 1103 amino acids. Gene Ontology annotation, biological process: sister chromatid cohesion. Lineage: Eukaryota; Viridiplantae; Streptophyta; Magnoliopsida; Solanales; Convolvulaceae. The record is from RefSeq and is a predicted model, not a curated record. Gene Ontology annotation, cellular component: cohesin complex; chromatin; nucleus. Gene Ontology annotation, molecular function: chromatin binding.
GGCUGUCGCGCAGUAUAAUGCGGAUGGUAGCGAAGAUUUAGCAGAACAGAAGCAGCGUCCAUAACCCACCGGUUCUAUAAAUUUCUUGGCGGGAGAUUUUGCCGCUUUCCCAAUUUCAUACAAUUUCAUACAAUCAUUCACAUACACUCCAGCCUUAGUGGAGUGAUUUGUGAUUUGUGGAGAAGAAAUCUCUCUGCAAGCUCAAUUUUCUCAGAAUUCCAUGGAAGACGACGAACCAAUGCCUUCACAGACGGCGACUCGUCGUUCGAAACGGGCUAGGGUUCAGAUUAGGGCCAAUGAUCUUCGCGAGAUGAGCUUGAAUGAGGACGAGAGAGAAGAAUCUUCUGAUGACUUUGAAGAAUCUCGCCCUCGUGCUAAGCGAAACAAAGCUACUGCAAGCACUUCAGCCGCUGCUCCGAUUACCGAUCAGACUUUAAUUGAGGUUCUAAAAGGUAAUAGGAAACAAAUCCCUCAAGUGGUUAAGAGUUGGGUUGGACAUUAUGAGAAGGAACCUGAAGCUGCAAAACUUGAACUUGUUAUGAUGAUACUUGAGGCAUGUGGAGCCAAGUAUCAUAUUGAUGAAGAGUCCUUGGAUCAGACUAAUGUUGACGAUGUAGUUGUUGCCCUUGUUAACAUGGCUAAGAGAGGUGAAGUGGAAGAUUACCAUAGUUCGAAAAAAAAGGAGUUAAAGAAUUUCAAAGAUAACCUCAUCUUUUUCUGGGAUAAUUUGGUUACCGAGUGUCAAAGUGGGCCACUUUUUGAUGGUGACUUGUUUGACAGGUGCACAGACUAUAUAAUAGCAUUGUCAUGCACCCCUCCUAGAGUUUAUCGACAGAUUGCCUCCUUGAUGGGACUACAGCUUGUCACAUCCUUCAUAACUGUUGCUAAAAUGCUUGGUACACAGCGAGAAACUACUCAGAGGCAGCUAAAUGCAGAAAAGAAGAAGGCAGCUGAUGGGCCUCGUGUUGAAUCACUAGACAAGAGGUUAUCUGUGACUCAUGAAAAGAUUACAGUAAUAGAGGAGAUGAUGCGCAAAAUAUUUAAGGGGUUAUUUGUGCACCGGUACCGCGAUGUUGAAUCCGAUAUCAGAAUGCUAUGCAUUCAGUCAUUGGGUAUCUGGAUCCAGGAAUACCCCUCACUGUUUUUGCAGGAUUUGUAUUUGAAAUACCUUGGUUGGACAUUGAAUGAUAAAACUGAAGGUGUGAGGAAGGCAUCUGUCCUUGCAUUGCAGGAAUUGUUUAAGGUGGAUGAUAAUGUUCCAUCUCUUGGCCUUUUUACUGAGAGAUUUUACAAAAGGAUGAUUGAGCUUGCAGAUGACGUUGACAUUUCUGUUGCUGUAUGUGGCAUAGGACUUGUAACACAACUGCUAAGGCUGCAACUUAUUCCUGAUGAGGAUUUAGGUUCAUUAUAUGACUUACUAAUUGAUGACCCACCAGAAAUCAGACGUGCAAUUGGAGCUCUAGUGUAUGAUCAUUUGAUUGACCAGUCUAGCCGAACAGGAAACGCUAAAGAAUCUUCAAAAAUUCUACUUAGUAGAAUGCUGCACAUAUUAAAAGAAUUUUCAUCUGAUGAAAUGUUGAUUUCCUAUGUUAUUGAUGCUAUCUGGGAUUACAUGGAUGCCAUGAAAGAUUGGAAGUGCAUCAUCUCUAUGCUUCUUGAGGAAGACACAUCAAUUGAGCUAAGUGAUGCAGAUGCGACAAAUCUGAUUCGGCUGCUUUCUGCAUCUAUUAAAAAGGCAGUGGGAGAGAAGAUUGUUCCUGCUACUGAUAACAGAAAGCAGUAUUAUAGUAAAGCACAAAAAGAAACAUUUGAAUCAAAUAAGCAGACCAUUACAAAUGCCAUGAUGAAGAAUUAUCCUCAGCUACUACGCAAAUUUAUGGUUGACAGAACAAAAGUGUCAUAUUUACUUGAAAUAGUUGUUCAUAUGAACCUAGAGCUUUAUUCUCUUAAGAGUCAAAAUCAGAAUUUCACUUCUGUUCUUAAUCUUAUGAAAGAGGCAUUCUUUAAGUAUGGCGAAAAGGAUGUCCUGAGAUCCUGUGUGAGAGCCAUCAACUACUGUGCUGCUGAGAGUCGAGGAGAGUUACAUGAUUUUGCUCUUAACCAGUUAAAGAAUAUUGAAGAUGAGCUUCUUGUUAAACUUAAAUCUGCAGUCAAAGAAGUAACGGAUGGGGAUGAUGAAUAUUUACUUCUUGUAAAUUUAAAGAGAUUGUAUGAACUUCAAUUAUCACGGGAAAUUUCAAUCGAAAGCUUGUAUGAAGAAUUUGUUCAUAUUCUUAAAAAUUUCAGAAACAUCGAUGAUGAGGUUAUUUGCUUUCUGCUUCUCAACAUGCAUCUGCAUCUUUGUUGGUGCCUGCAUUCUAUCAUAAAUAGUAAGACAGUAACAGAGACUGUGGUAUCUUCCCUAAAGUCCAAGCGCAGUACCUUGUUUGAACAACUUGAAGACUUCUUGCAAACUUGUUCUGAAAAUUCUGGUGAAGCUAAAUGUGGGAAUGUGCUUGCAUGCAGGGUUUGCACUAUAGUUGCUGAACAGUGGUGUCUGUUCAAGAAGGCUAACUUUGCUUCAACAGAGCUGGAAACUCUGGGAUAUUUACCAGAUAAUUCCAUUCUCCAAAAGUUUUGGCAUGUUUGUGAAAAGCAACUACAUAUGUCAGACGAGACAGAAGAUGAUGACACCAAUCGAGAGUAUGUUGAAGAAACAAAUAGAGAUGCAGUCAUCAUUGCUGCUAGCAAGUUGGUUGCUGUUGAUGCAGUUCCUAAGGAAUAUCUUGGUGCAGAGAUAAUAUCUCAUUUUGUAAGUCAUGGUUCAAGUGUUUCUGAGGUCAUCAAGCAUCUCAUCACAGUAUUAAGGAAGAAAGAUGACAAAAUUUCAAGUAUUUUACUUGAGGCGCUGAAAAAGGCCUACAAGCGGCAUUUGGUAGCUGUUUCAUCCAGUGAUGAAGUAGCAUCAAGCACUACAUUUCAAGAAUGUAAAGAUCUUGCUGCUCGGCUUUCUGGAAUAUUUGCAGGUGUUGCACGGAACAAGUAUAGAUUGGAUGUUUUGAAUAUUGUCAAAGGAGGCAUUGACUAUGCCUUCUCAGAUGUUCCAAAACACUUGUCUUUCUUGGAUGCUGCAGUGCUACAUUUUAUAUCCAAGCUUCCAUUGACCGACAUUCUUGACAUCUUGAAGGAUGUUGAAAGAAGAACCACAAAUGUGAAUACAGAUGAAGAUCCCAGUGGAUGGCGCCCCUAUUUAACAUUUGUGGAGACCAUUCGAGAGAAGUACGUGAAAAAUGAAGGUUUCCAAGAUGAAAAAGAAGGCGUGUCUGCGAGACGCCGUGGGCGUCCUCGAAAGAACCAGAACAUACAGGGGAAGAAACUGUUUGACGAGGCUAAUUCCAGUGAAGAAGAGGAUUCAAUCAGUGGAUCUGAGCAAGAUGCAGAAGAGGAAGAGGAAGAGGAGGCUCCUCUAAUACAUUCCUUCAGAUCAGCAUCUAAGCUGAAGUCUUUGAGUGUAUCAAGGGAGAAGAAAGGCCACACCAGUACAACAGGUUAGGCAUUGUGGUCAGCACUCUGGAGGAUAGAGAUGAAUGUGCACUAUACACUUUGCAGGAUAUAGCUGUCUUUAAUAGAUGCAAUUGGUUUUUGCUUAGGUUGAUGGAUGAAAGAACUAUCUGUGCCUUGUAAUUAUGUAUGUUGUAUCUGCUUAUCGAAGAUGGGAUUUGGAUGCAUUUUGUAACUACUGUAAUUACUAACCCUACGUAUUGCAGGUUUUACUGUUUGUUUAGAUAUCUUAGUGACUUGGAAAUCAGCAUGAAAGAACAAAAUAAUACGACUUUUUUUUUUUCCCCCUUUCCUA